AUGGCCACCAGUGUGGCACGUACGUCCGCAUUUGUGGUUCAUUCCGCGCAUUUUCCCAGUCGUCGACAUCACAUGGUUGAUCACUUGCUACGAGAACCUGUUUCCGACCAAUCACAGAAUCAAACAAAAUCCCCAUCCCGAACCCCGGCAUCCACUUCCACGACUGUCCAAAAUCUGCAAACGAUAGCGCCAAUCUCAGCUGCUACCUCCCCUGAGGAUCAUCCUUUAGACCAGGUCAAAACACAACUGUUCGCAUGGUCUUGUCGAUGGUUCGCACAACCCUUGCUUUCCAAGUACGGUGGUACUUUUGAUCUGGGCGAGCAAUUGGCUCGACUAGAUCGUUCGGAGUCUGAUUCGGUUGUCACGCCCAGACGCUGUUCUUAUCCCAAUCCGGAGCUGGCUGCUCUUGGAGCUGUCUCCGUUGAUCGGGAUGCCGUAGCCUACGCGGAUCGACUCACGCGUUGGCAGCAACAACGCGAAUCCCAACGAACUGGUCGAGCCAGGUGGACCGAAGUAAUCGGCACUCGUGAUCGAUCCACUUUUGGAAUGCGUGGUACCAAAGAGAAUGAGGACAAUUUGACCGCUCCGCCCUCGGCCACCACCGAAUCCGGUUUUCUCACUCACGUGAUCUCUUGGCACGGUUCACAUGAGCCUUCCUUGAUGCGUUUUCAUCCGUAUCAGCCACACAUUGUUGUCGCGGAUCGUACCGGUUUGACGGUUUUUCCCAUGUUCGGACUGGAACCGCUGGGUCACGUGAAUACACCGAAUGAUUCAAACCCAAUCUUACUUGGUGCUUCGAGCUAUAUCAAAACAACAACCGGUCUUGUGACAGAUAUCCGCUUCCUCAAUCCACUUGAAGAACGCAGUCUCCUACUGACCGCGCACGAGGACGGCCGUCUGCGGAUCUGGCGAAAUUACAUUCGAGAUUUGGGCCAAGACUCCGAGAUUGUGACUGCCUGGACCGGACUGAACGAUCUUCUCCCAUCAACCCAUCAAGCCGGUUUGGUUGUACACUGGAGCCAACCCACUACUCAGCUCGCUGUGGGUGGGGAUGCUCGAAUCAUUCGAUUGUGGGAUUGUGAACGGGAAUCCAAGUUGCGUGAUAUCGCCACCGGCGCGGAC
Messenger RNA from Echinostoma caproni, 1122 nucleotides. NCBI's taxonomy places the organism in Eukaryota, Metazoa, Platyhelminthes, Trematoda, Plagiorchiida, Echinostomatidae. The record is from the annotation of a GenBank genome assembly.